AUGAACUUAUGGAUGCACUUGAAUCCUACAGGCGUCACCACCCCAGCAGCUGGUGUCACCACCCCAGCAGCUGGUGUCACCACCCCAGCAGCUGGUGUCACCACCCCAGCAGCUGGUGUCACCACCCCAGCAGCUGGUGUCACCACCCCAGCAGCUGGCGUCACCACCCCAGCAGCUGGCGUCACCACCCCAGCAGCUGGUGUCACCACCCCAGCAGCUGGUGUCACCACCCAGCAGCUGGUGUCACCACCCCAGCAGCUGGUGUCACCACCCCAGCAGCUGGUGUCACCACCCCAGCAGCUGGUGUCACCACCCCAGCAGCUGGUGUCACCACCCCAGCAGCUGGUGUCACCACCCCAGCAGCUGGUGUCACCACCCCAGCAGCUGGUGUCACCACCCCAGCAGCUGGUGUCACCACCCCAGCUGCUGGUGUCACCACCCCAGCAGCUGGUGUCACCACCCCAGCAGCUGGUGUCACCACCCCAGCAGCUGGCGUCACCACCCCAGCAGCUGGUGUCACCACCCCAGCAGCUGGCGUCACCACCCCAGCAGCUGGUGUCACCACCCCAGCAGCUGGCGUCACCACCCCAGCAGCUGGUGUCACCACCCCAGCAGCUGGCGUCACCACCCCAGCAGCUGGUUACCUGGUGUGGGAACACGUCCUCCAGUACAACACGUCCUCCAGUACCUGCUGUGGGAACACCUCCUCCAGUACCUGCUGUGGGAACACGUCCUCCAGUACCUGCUGUGGGAACACGUCCUCCAGUACCUGCUGUGGGAACACGUCCUCCAGUACCUGCUGUGGGAACACCUCCUCCAGUACCUGCUGUGGGAACACGUCCUCCAGUACCUGCUGUGGGAACACGUCCUCCAGUACCUGCUGUGGGAACACGUCCUCCAGUACCUGCUGUGGGAACACCUCCUCCAGUACCUGCUGUGGGAACACCUCCUCCAGUACCUGCUGUGGGAACACCUCCUCCAGUACCUGCUGUGGGAACACGUCCACCAGUACCUGCUGUGGGAACACGUCCUCCAGUACCUGCUGUGGGAACACGUCCUCCAGUACCUGCUGUGGGAACACGUCCUCCAGUACCUGCUGUGGGAACACGUCCUCCAGUACCUGCUGUGGGAACACGUCCUCCAGUACCUGCUGUGGGAACACGUCCUCCAGUACCUGCUGUGGGAACACGUCUUCCAGUUGGAGCGAGUUAG
Messenger RNA from Procambarus clarkii (red swamp crayfish), 1212 nucleotides. The record is from RefSeq and is a predicted model, not a curated record. Lineage: Eukaryota; Metazoa; Arthropoda; Malacostraca; Decapoda; Cambaridae.